Molecule: messenger RNA, 1717 nt
Organism: Rubroshorea leprosula
Lineage: Eukaryota; Viridiplantae; Streptophyta; Magnoliopsida; Malvales; Dipterocarpaceae
Source: the annotation of a GenBank genome assembly
AGAGUUCGGGGGGUUGGGGUUCCCACUGUGAAUAUGUUUAAACAUUUUUUUAUAAUUAAGGCUGGGGGUGGAGGAGAGAAGGGGUGGUAUCACUUCGGUCCUCGGUCGUCCAGCAAAGAGAAUAAGAAUUUAUUCUCUCCUGGGCCGUCAUCCAUCAAAGGAUGGAAAGAAAAUUUUUUCUUUGUGGAUGACACCGAGUGGAGUAGGAGGGAUGCCGAAGUGGAGCAGUUGUCUGCUUGGAAAGCGAAGAAAUCCAAGCAGAACAACUAUAAGUUGAACGAGGAUGAGGUGGAAGAAGUGAAGAAGCUAGUGAGGGAGGACGGAGACGUGGUGGACAUCCUAUACCUCACCAGUCCGCAGGCAAUAGAGGCUGCUGAGCUCUAUGGGCCAAGCUCAUUGAGCGAAGCUGAGAUGGAGGAGUUUACCAAUGCUGCUGGGGGGCUGCGCAUCCCCAAGAAGCCAAGGAAGAAGUCAACGACUUUAGCUGUGGCGAACAGAGGGGUGCCCGAGAGAGAGCGCCUGCCCAGUACUUCAGCCCGGGCCAUGGAGGUGCAGCCAAGGCCGGAGCCUGUGAUGGGAGGCAGUGAGGAUGUAAGCGAGGAGACGGCACCGCUCCAGAGGAAGAAGAGGAGGGUGGCAGAGCUAGAAGGUAGGGUGGAUGAGGUGGUGGAGUUCGUGCCUCGACCUUCUCCUCCAGAAAUCGAUCCUGAGGUCCAGGAGAGGGGAGAGGCCGAGGUGCGAGGCCUUAGUGGGGGCAGGGAGCGCACCCUACCCCACGCGUACCAGAAAGGUUUGUUUGAGGCAACAAACAUGACUAGGGCGAAGCACUUUCUCAACACUACGCUUCCUGACGUGGAUAGGAUGCAAGCGAAGAACGAGGUGCUUAGCCAUGCGGGGUAUACCGUGGUGAGGCACGCCCUAGAGUGCGAUGCCCUGCGAAAGGAGAAGGAGGAGCUCCAGAAGGAAAAGGGGGAGUUGCAGAAGAAAAACCAGCAGAUUCAGAGGAGGCUGGAUGAGGUGACACCAACAGUGACCGAGCUCCAAAGUGAUAACAAUGUCUUGAGCACGAAACUCUCUCUUGAGGAACGUAAAAGGAAAAUUUGCGAAGAGAAGCUCGAGGCUCAAGACAAAUAUAUCGAGAGCCUGAAGAAAGGGGCAGUGGAGCUGAAGAAGUACGUGGAGCUGUUGGUGCACAACAGAAUGGAGGGACAUAUUGGCAACUUCCUCAACUCCAGCACCUUCGAGGACAUCCUCAAGCUAUACCGGCUGCCAACCGCCAUCCUAGCCUUCACCGACUGCAGAAAGAAGGUGAAGGCUCAGUACCUUGAGGUGGACGUGACAACGGUCACCUUUGGGGAACAGGAGGAAGGAGGGCGCACCAUAUUUCCACCAACCUUUGAUGCUGAGUUGGUGGCUGUGGAGGGAGAAGAAGAAGAAGAAGAAGAAGAAGGAGAAGAAGUGCUAGACGCUGGAGUUGAGGCGGCAAUGGCUGAAGUGCAGCCUCCGAAAGUGCAGCCAGUCUCCUCUGACGAGGUGCAGCUGCUGCUCCCCCCCUGAAGCAGAAGUGCCAGUCCUGCCUGCUGGAGACGAGCCACUUCUACCGCCUCUUCCUGUUGAGGAGCAGCCUUCUCCUCCAACAGAGUAGCUUAGGUUUUUAUUUUGUUAAUGGUAUUUGUAAAUAACAUUUGUGGAGAUUUUAUAAAAUUUUUAAAGUUUU